AUGAUGGUGAGCAAUUGGCCGAUGUCAAAAGAUGACUUAUACGGACCACCGCCUGCAUAUUCUGUCACGAAUAACUAUGAAAAUCCACCGUCCUAUACGCCGCCGAUCUACAGUGUACCUUGUCAAGGUAUGGGCCAUCAAGAAAGGUCGGUCAGACGGCCUACGGUCACACCACCGAAUCGAUUUACACGAUAUCUAUUAGGAUCAGGACUUCUUCAUAUGGUUGUCGGACUAGGAACGAUUGUUUGUGAUGUGAUUCUAACGAUUAUGAACGAAUCAUAUUCAUUCACUGGACUAUGGUCAGGUGCUUUAAGUAUUGUAUUAGGCAUUUAUUUAAUUUUAUUUAUGAGUCAUCCACAUAAAAAUCAAGGUUCAUUUCAACGAUUAAAGUUAUUUCAUUUGGGAAUGUUUAUUGUUGCAGUUAUAGCACUAAUUCUCUCUUCGAUCAAUCUGGCGUCAGAUUCAUGUUACAAAAUCUUUUUAGGUCCUGACCGAUGUCACGAUUCGUCCUAUUUGAUAAAGAUUAUUCUUGUUAUAUUUUUCUCGUUUACUUUCGUUCAAAUAUGUAUUACUAUCGCAAUGACAUGUAUCUAUACAAAGAAAUCGCGUUUAACAGUGCCCAGAAAUCCAGAUCCAACGCCGAAUAUUGCUUAUUGA
This is a messenger RNA of Adineta ricciae, 657 nucleotides long. Lineage: Eukaryota; Metazoa; Rotifera; Eurotatoria; Adinetida; Adinetidae. The record is from the annotation of a GenBank genome assembly.